UUUCGUUGCCGAAGCAACAAAGGGACCUGCCCUUGCCCUUGAACUACGCUUUCUUUGGCAAGCGUUCAGAUUCAUGCGUUUCGUUUUUCGCGGGCCACAGAUAGGCUAUCGCGCACAUUGCGCAAAUUUCGACGUCUCGGCUCGGGUGGAUCCCGUGCCCUUGGCAUUGCGGCGGGCGGCCGCCUCCAAGCAGUCUAGAUCUUUCCCCGACGUCAUUCGGAUUUGCUGCGUGCAAUUUGACCUGUUUUGCGUAUAUUGACACGGCUCUCGCGUUUGCAUAACGCCGCAGCAGACAACAGAACCUCUAGCAGACGAAAUCGCUCGUGGCGCCAUCUGUGAAACGUGCGAGGCGUUGCCGGCGGCAGCGGCGGCAGUGGCUGAUCGAAGAUUAUUGCCUGUAUCCGGCAAAAAAAAAUAACCCAGUAAUCGCAGGUGUAAACAUAUUAUGAACCGUGUGAGUAGUUUAGCGUUCUUAGCCGUUGCAGCGUGUCUUGUAACCGAUGUGUGCUCGAAAAGCGAGAUCUUGGACUACGAAGAGCUGUUUGCGUCAGGUGUUGAAGCGUACCUGGACAAACGGUGGGAGCAUUGCGUGCGAAUCUUGGAAAACGCCGUCGCGAUCUACGCGCAACAUAUCGAUGUCACCGUCAAGUGCCGAAGGCUUUGCGGUACUGCGAACAGUGUUCUGGUCGCCGAUUGCACCAAAUUUAAGGUGUACGAAGCGCUCGCGGACGAGGCUGCCUGCCUCCAAAACUGCUUGCGGGAGUGGCAGCUAGUUUCAGUUUCGGAAGAUACGCGGCGGGCUUUCGGAGAGAGGAUUCCGUUCUAUUAUCUUCAGAAAUGCUACUCAAAGCUCGGUGAUGCAAAGAAGGCUGCUUCUUGCGCGUACACAUUCCUGGAGUACAAUCCUGACCACGUGCUGAUGACGUCCUACCUGGAAAGAUAUGUGGCCACCCCCGGAAACGACCCAAAGGAUAUUGUCUCGUUGGACCAAAAGAAGUACCAGGAGCUUUACAUUCGAGCCAUUGGUCUCCAUCAACGAAGCGAGUAUGCAGAGGAGUGCAGAGUGGUUGAGGAGGUGAUUGAGAGCUACCUGGAGGCUGAAGAAGAUUGCAAGAUCCUCUGCGGAGACUUCAGCCCUCAACGAAUCUGGACUAGAGACUUUCCUGCCGUGGCUACAGACCAUCUGGUGUCAGCGCUCAAAUGCAAGUCUCAGUGCACCAACCAGCUGUCCUACUUUAAUGGACGGCGGUACCGGAACUUCUUUGCCAGCCUCUAUCAACACCUGCAGUUUUGCUACUAUCAUUCACAAAACUUGCCCAGGGCGUGCGAGGCCAACCAGUCGUUCCUGCUGCUGGUCCCAGAUGAUGCGGACAUGUGGCAUAACCAGGCAUUCUAUGCACAACUGCCUAACGUUGAAGAGGCCUGGUUCAAAGCAAGAAAGGAAGUGGUUGAAUACUUGGAGCAUCAGCAGAGGGAACAGGAUCUUUUAAGGAGACUGGAGCUCAGAAUAAAUGAGAGGCCUACCCCCAGAGAAGUCUCGACGACGGAGAGUCCACCAAGGAGGAACUUAACUGUAGUUGAAGAUGAAAGGUCGCUCAACGGUUCUCGGUUUGUGGCUGAGGGUUUCCUGACGGAGGACCAGUGCAAUUCCUUGGUCGAGCUGGCCGCGGAGGUAGCAGUGGCUGGGGAUGGCUACGAUGGGAAGCAGUCUCCUCACUCUCGGUUUGAGACGUUCAAUGGGAUCACGCUUGGCAGCAUCGCUGUCCUGACAAGGAAAGGUGUCGUGGACGACGGGCUAGCGAGGCUACUCCUAGACACGAGCGAGCAAGCUCGUAACUAUGUGGAAACCUACUUUGCCCUGCGUUCUCGGCUCCACUUCUCCUACACGCACCUCGUCUGUCGAACGGCCAUGACAGUUGAAAAGGAAGGGCCUCGCAACGACAUGAGCCAUGCUGUGCAUGCGGACAACUGCCUCCUGCAGCCCAAUGGAGACUGCAUCAAACAGCGUCCAGCACCCAUUUGGAGGGACUACAGUGCUGUGCUGUACCUGAACGACGACUUCAAGGGCGGAGACUUCGUCUUUGGGAGAAGUCAGGAUGCCAUCGAGGCCAGGGUCUCGCCGAAGUGCGGCCGCAUGGUGGCCUUCUCGGCCGGCCCGGAGAACCUCCACGGAGUGCUUCCCGUGGAGAGGGGCCGCCGCUGUGCCCUGGCGCUGUGGUUCACCCUGGACCCCAAGUACCGCGAGCGCGACAUGGAGUUUGCCAGCCACGUCCUGCGCAGAGCAGCCCCGCAGCGGCGACGAAGCACCAUGCCACCGGGGGGCACUAGGGGGGACGCUGGGACGCCGCACGAAUCCGCCCUCAAGCAUGGAGCCCGGGCUCGUCUUUCAGACGAGCUUUGACACGAGUGCCUCCGGUGUCAGUCUUACGAGGUCCAAAUUGCCACUACCACGCCUAAUCAAUGUUUUUUUUCUGUUUUCUCCCAUAGUCAUUCAGAACUUGAGAUACGCUACAACUUGUUUUCACUCAAUCAGAUUGCAGCAUCAGCUGAGAAGAACUCGGAAGAGCAAACCUUCAAACGCAAAGUGGGAACAUAAUUUUUCGUGCCCCGAGUCUCCUGUCAGUGACUAUACUGUUGUUGUUGCUACGAUACUUUUAAGAAAAAAUUAUUUCGCCAUUCUUUUUGGUUUUUUUUGCUAAUAAUAUUGCUGUUAAACGGGUUUAUUUAAAAAUUUUUUUGCUGGGUUGAGUUUUAGGUUUAUUUAUUUGUCGACGUUGUUGGAGCAUGCUCGAGACAAGUGGAACACAGCAGCCGCGCAUGCAACGUCGCUGUGAAAGAGCCAGGUUUCUGAAUGUGACCACGGUGGGUGACAGGCUACAAAAUUUGGCAGAUGGUCCGCCCCCAGCAUCGGCUUCCUGCCUUUGCGCACGCUGAAGUCGGAGCUUCUGAAUUCUGAGCCUAUCACCGACUUGAGAAGAAAAAUUGUGUACAAAACGGGUAGCAGUGUAUGCUGCGUUCAACUGAAUUUCAAACGUUAAGUUUAUUUUCUUUUUUCUUUAUGUUGUAGAAUGGUGAAAUUGAGUGCGUCGCCCCAAGAAGCACUUCAGCUCUUGGUAAUAAGGACAGAUACAGUGAUCCCACUUGGAAAGUUUCAGGAAGUGGAUGGGAAUAGAAUACAUUAGGGAAUGGCUGCUGCAUGGCUAACCAUUAAUGACCAUUUGGUAAAAUCAGCAUUAUUUCUUUGUUAGUUUCACAAUUGCACACAUUAGUGUUUAUCACUAACAUAUAACAACACUAUCUCAAUGGGGUUUUUAGGAUAGCAAGAGUCAAUCAUUUUGAUAAUUCAGAGUUCAUAGAAGGGUAAUAAACCGCUUGAAUCGGGGUCAGUUUAUAACUCAAUCCAAAAGUUAGCACAAAAUGCACAUGCCAUUGUAAAAUGACAAUGUUUAGAAUGUAUUACCUUGUUUUCAGGUUCAGCACCAAAAGUCUGCAAUAUAUCUGCUGUUUUACUGCUGCAAGACAAGUGCAUUAUAACCUGAUUGAAUGCAAGGCUGGCUUAUAGACUAUGUGUUCAUUAUAUAAGCUGUGAUAAUGAGCUUUGAAGACAUUUUAAGAGAUAUACAUAGUUUUGAAUAAUAUAUCAUUCAUGCUGCAUAGUUGGUUUUCGGUGGAGUGAGAGGAUAUAGUUAAACUAAAAUCAAUUCUGCCAGUAAUGUUCUGUUCCAGUUAACACGAGACUCAAUAAGCUUUGUUCUUGUUGCAAGAUAUCAAUUUGAUUUUUCAGAAUCUAACAAAUUGGCAGUGCCAGCUAUAUUUAAAUGAUGGAUUGGCAGAAAUGUUACAAUUCACAUAGUAUGCAUUUUGAAAAUAUAUGUAUGAGCUAGUCUUUAUUUUAUUUGGUUAUUUAAGGAAAGCAAUAUACCCAUGCCGGUAAAGAUGAUAAAGAUAUUAAAUAUAAAUUAUAUUAUAUAACUAUAUACACAUUCUUGAAUGCAAUUUCUUCUGUUGUUUCAAGUUUUGGGCUCGCACAUUCUCUCUUAUUUAUUAUUUAUUUUAUUCCAAAGCAGACAUUCUGGAUGAAAGAAGGGCAUUAAAAUCUGUUUUCCAAACUGC
Messenger RNA from Ixodes scapularis (black-legged tick), 4113 nucleotides. Its product is annotated as prolyl 3-hydroxylase 2. Gene Ontology annotation, biological process: collagen metabolic process. Lineage: Eukaryota; Metazoa; Arthropoda; Arachnida; Ixodida; Ixodidae. Gene Ontology annotation, molecular function: oxidoreductase activity, acting on paired donors, with incorporation or reduction of molecular oxygen; L-ascorbic acid binding; protein binding. The coding region runs from base 446 to 2401 and encodes 651 amino acids. The record is from RefSeq and is a predicted model, not a curated record. The transcript has 13 exons.